Paramecium sonneborni is the source of this 477-nucleotide messenger RNA. The record is from the annotation of a GenBank genome assembly. NCBI's taxonomy places the organism in Eukaryota, Ciliophora, Oligohymenophorea, Peniculida, Parameciidae.
UAUAUAAAUUAUAUAAAUAUGGGUUGUUGCUAAAGUAAUCCUAAUGGUAUCUAAGUUUUAAGACUUCUUAGAUUUUAAUUCAGCUAGUGAAAUGGGCAAAGAGCUAACUGAUUUACACUUAGCUGAAUACGAACCUAACAUUAUAAGUUUAGAAAAGAAAACCAAGACUCCUGACUAAAUCAUACCAGUUGAGCCAGAAAGAGUUUUAAAAAAAGAAUCAAGUUACCAAAAGGAUACAAAAAGUGAAAAAUAAGAAGAAGAAUCUAAACGUAUUACUGAAUAACCUAGUGAUAUUAAAUGGAGCAUUAAACAAAGCAUGUUUGUCAAAAUAAAUUCUCAUAAAAAUGUUGGCGAAUACUAUACAAUCAAAGAAUUAAUAGGAUAGGGUGGCUUUGGAAAGGUUUACAAAGUUAAUCAUCGAUAAACUGGUUACAUAUUAUACUCAUAACAGGCAUGGUUAGAGCCAUGAAGUAGAUA